Messenger RNA from Amphibalanus amphitrite, 2555 nucleotides. RefSeq names its product neuronal acetylcholine receptor subunit alpha-10-like. Gene Ontology annotation, molecular function: transmembrane signaling receptor activity; acetylcholine-gated monoatomic cation-selective channel activity. Bases 8 to 1507 code for a protein of 499 amino acids. The transcript has 10 exons. The record is from RefSeq and is a predicted model, not a curated record. Gene Ontology annotation, cellular component: neuron projection; postsynaptic membrane; synapse. Gene Ontology annotation, biological process: regulation of membrane potential; nervous system process; chemical synaptic transmission. Lineage: Eukaryota; Metazoa; Arthropoda; Thecostraca; Balanomorpha; Balanidae.
CGGUGCCAUGUUCCGCCGGUGGCGGCUGGCGCGCGGUGGCCGGCCGGCGGCCAGCCGCCUGCUGCGGCUCUCCCUGCUCGCGCCGCUCCUUCUGAACGUGAGCCGUGUGCUGUGUGACGAGAGCGAGUACCGGCUGACGCAGUACCUGAUGUCCAACUACGACCCGUCAGUGCGACCGGCGCGCAACUCGGCGGAGCCACUCGAGGUCAACUUCAGCCUCUCUCUGCACCACAUCAUUGACGUGGACGAGAGAAACCAGAUUCUGACGACCAACUGCUGGCUGACCCACGUUUGGACCGACUACCAUCUCACGUGGAACACCUCCGACUUCGGCGGGGUCCAGAAAAUACGCGUGCCUUACUUCCGCGUGUGGAAACCUGACAUCAUUCUCUACAACAACGCCGACUCGCAGUACAGCACGGCCGUCAUCAACACGAACGUCAUCGUCAACAGCAACGGCCAGGUGACGUGGCUGUCGCACGGCAUCUACCAGUCGUCGUGUGACAUGGACGUCGAGUACUUCCCCUUCGACAUCCAGAGCUGCGAGAUGAAGUGGGCCAGCUGGACCUACGAUGGAUACACGGUGGACAUAAUCAGCGAAUCUCCGGACGGCGAUCUCUCCAACUACCAGUCCAACGGCGAGUUCGACCUGGUCGACUUCAGCGCCAAGCGCAACGUGCAGAACUACAGCUGCUGUCCGGAGCCGUACCCGGACAUCACGUACACGAUCCGGCUGCGACGGCGGCCCAUGUUUUACGUGUUCAACCUUAUUCUGCCCUGCAUACUCAUCAACGGCAUCGCACUGCUCGUGUUCUACGUGCCCUCCGAGUCGGGCGAGAAAGUGACGCUCGGCAUCUCCGCCGUGCUCUCCAUGACCGUGUUCCUGAUGACCAUCAGAGAGAGCCUGCCGCCCACCGAGAAGACGCCGCUCAUCAGCCUGUACUAUGGGGUCACCAUCUGCCUGGUCUCGUUCGCCUCCGGCCUGUCCGUGCUGACGCUCAACAUCUUCCACCGCGGCUCGCGCGGUAUCGAGGUGCCGCGCCUCGUGCGCACCAUUGUGCUGGGCUUCCUGUCGCGUAUCGUCUUCAUCCACUUCGAGAAGCCGCCGAUCCGGCCGGGCCGGCCGCGCGGCGCCAUGGCGGACCUGACGCAGCGGGCGGACGGACUGCUCAACUCGCUGGGCCGUGACCGGCGCACCAUGGCCGACGGCGACAGUCUGGACAGUCUGCGCUACCCGUGCCGGCGGGGCCACCACACCACCGAGCCGCCCACCAUGCUGCCGCCCUCCGAGGACUUUGAGCGCAACUUUGUGCGCGUGCUCAACAGGAUAUACCAGACGAUCGAGAGGAACGAGACGCGUCUGGAGGAGCAGGAGUACCGGGACGCCACCAGGCAGGAGUGGCAGCAGGUGGCCAUCGUGUGUGACCGGGUGCUGCUGCUCAUCUUUCUGCUCUCGACGGCCACGGCCACCUCGGCCAUCCUGCUGUCCUCGCCGCACCUGCACUGAGGGAGGAGCAGCUGCCCCACCGCGCACCGCUGGGCGAACCUGUGCUGAGGGAGGAGCAGUCGUCCCACCGCGCACCGCUGGGCGAACCCGUGCUGAGGGAGAAAGAACCGUCCGUCCGCCCCGCUCACUGGACGGCGAAUCUGCACUGAGGAGAAGAGGCGACACUGCCGGUCCGCAGCGUCCACCGGGAGAUCAGCAGAGCGCUCACUCUUCUAAACGGAUCCUCUCAGAGCCCCUCCGCUCAGUGACAGGCGGGAGUCGCUCGGACGACACGCCCAGACCGCGCCACUGACAUUGGUUCACAGACAGUGGUUGUGAUUGGAGGUGUCGGUGAUGGCGUUCAGAGACCACUUCGCCAGACCUUCAGCCACGCGAGCUGAAGGACAUGAGGAAUGAAAAUGAUGAAGUUGAUAACUGUGUGUGGGAGACAUUCACGCUCCUGCGUCCCUCUGCUCGACUGCUCACAAGAACCUAAACAGUGUGAAAUUGAAGUGAUUCGUCACUUCGUGUGAACUCCAUAUAGACCCUCAUAAAAGUUGCAUGGUCUUUUGUAAUUGAGAUGACAGGUACACGGAGGAUGGUGUUCGCAAAAUAAGACGAAAAGCGCAAAAUCCUGUCAAAGUGACACGAAUAUUGAGGCAUAUCGAGUUGGUGUGAGUUGUUGUGUGAAUAUGUGUGUAAAUGGGGCAUCGACAGCGAGCCGCGAGUUUUUACGGAGGGAAGCUGUCACAAAUGCUGCUGAAAGGAGCUCCAAUGAUGUAAAACAUAAAUGUUCAUCUGUAAAUAUGGCCAUUGGCAUGAAGAUUAACAAGUGCAGGGAUGGGAUAAGUACGCAAUUAUCCGCCGGAGAGAAAUGAUGUACGUGUGUAGUUCUGGUGUAGUCAGAGAUGUGUUCCAUAGUUUGAUUAUGUAGGUAUGUGAUCAGCGCCGUGCAGGAACUUCAGUCGGCGCCGACCGUGUUCCCCGUACCAGCGCCUAGGUAACGUGAGCGUUAACCGAACCGACAUCAACUGUAGCCAUCCAAGCAAAAAUAAACUCUGAGAGCAGC